Messenger RNA from Penicillium brasilianum, 1263 nucleotides. The record is from the annotation of a GenBank genome assembly. NCBI's taxonomy places the organism in Eukaryota, Fungi, Ascomycota, Eurotiomycetes, Eurotiales, Aspergillaceae.
AUGACCACCUCAGGGCCAACCUUUUGUACUUUAGCAGAAGUGGUAGAUUGGGCCCAUAGCACUUCUCAAUCUUUACAAUGCGCCUACCUUGUGAAUGAUAAGCGCCUGUGCACGGCCAAGUUCGGUCAGAAGGAGGCUCAAAACGUCCAAUUACUUUUUGAGAGCAAUCUCAGCAUUCUCACAGCACGGUCAGGGAGAUACACCCAGGCGUCCAGCCAAUUUCCAGUCCUUCAAAUUAUCGCUGCUAGACUUGUCUGUGAGAGACAUGGGAGCCAUGUCUCUAGAGUCGCCUUACAGUGGCUGGAUGAGUUCAAUGUGAUAAGAUCUUUGAUAAUUCGCACCCUGGAGAAAUACUACGGCUAUGAGAAUGACGAUACCCGUACCGAAGAGGAAUCUGAAGAGAAGGAUAAAAAGGACGAGCCCUUCUCAAAUGAAUCGGACGGAGAGUAUUUUGAGGCGCAGGAGCAAAUAUGCACAUCUGAAUAUGCGAACGAGGGUAUCUCGACACCACCGAGUCAAUCCCCAUCGCACAUUGGGGCCCUUCGCCGUACAUUUACUUUCGACGAAGACAGAGUGGCAAAGGACGUCACUUGGCACGUAAAGCAACCUAUCAGGGAAAAAGCCAUAGCAUCUGGAUAUGUCUAUAUCAUCAGCCCUUCCAACCUACCUGGAAAGUUCAAGAUUGGCCAUACUAAAGAUUAUCCUGAACUAAAUCGGCUCAAGCAACACCGGUGUUACGGAGACUAUAAUGUGAUCAAGACGGAGUAUACGCCGUAUGCCUUUCGCGUGGAACAACUACUGCUGGCAGAAUUUUCCAAUAAGCAUUUUACACUGGAAGAUGCCUGUUCAAAGCACGGGGUUCGUCACAAAGAGCUGCUUGAGAUUGACGAGGACAGUCUGAUUGAAAGCCUUGAAAAAUGGGUCAAAUUUGCCAAAUCUCCUUCAUACGAUAAGAAAUCUGGAGAAUUGUUGGAUAAAGCCAAGACAAGACUCCCUCCUCCGGCUUCAGAAGGCUACCUCAAGUGCGGAAAACAGCGCCGUCGACUCGUUGCAAGCCCGGGCUCAAAGAAGUCGACCCCAAAGAAGGAGGCAGACCAGGAUGGUGGAAUCACACCACAGCUGACUCCGAACUUUAAUAAGAGUCCGACGCCGACAAUCAAGUCCAUCAGUGUCAACGAGGUCGAGCUGGAUUCUGAUGGAUUAGCAUCAGACUUUGACGAUCUUCAGCUCUCGCCUUCACGGAAUAGGCGAAGGGUUCGCUAG